This is a messenger RNA of Hibiscus syriacus, 783 nucleotides long. Its product is annotated as PRA1 family protein D-like. Bases 24 to 569 code for a protein of 181 amino acids. Gene Ontology annotation, biological process: vesicle-mediated transport. The record is from RefSeq and is a predicted model, not a curated record. Gene Ontology annotation, cellular component: endoplasmic reticulum; Golgi apparatus. NCBI's taxonomy places the organism in Eukaryota, Viridiplantae, Streptophyta, Magnoliopsida, Malvales, Malvaceae. The transcript has 2 exons.
CUUUGAUAUUUCAGUAGCUAAAUAUGUCUUCUUUGUUCUCUAGCUUUAAGGGCACCGCACAAUCCCUCACCGCAAUCCGCCGUCCGUGGCGGGAUUUCUUCGACAUCACUGCCGUCGACAUCCCAACCUCCGACGCCACCACCCGAAUCGCCCAAAACCUAACCCAUUUCCGCCUCAACUACACCAUAGUCCUCCUCGUAAUCCUCUGCUUAUCCGUAAUCUACCACCCUCUAGCCCUCGUCACAUUCUUCGUCAUCUUCCUCGCUUGGUUCUUUCUCUACCUCGCCCGGGAUCGCGAUGAGCCCAUCGUGAUCUUCGGCUUCUUGAUCGACGACCGAGUUGUCCUUGCCGCGCUCGUCGGGUUGACGGUGGCCGGACUGGUCCUGACCCGCGUUUGGGGGAAUGUUCUGGUGGCUGUUGCCGUCGGGGUCGGUUUCGUGUUCUUGCAUGCGUUGUUGAGGAGUACGGACGAUUUGGUAAUGGAUGAUUUGGAGUCACCGUAUGGGCACGUGCUUGCCGGCGGGGAUGAGGAGCUCGAUAGUCCUAGAGGGGAUUAUUCUGGUAUUUGAUUAUUUGGGUUUUUUCUUUAGAUUAAACAUAGUACAUUUGCAGAAUUGUUUAACGUAGUCUCAUUGAUUACAAUGAAAAACCAUCCGAAAUUAUCAGUUUUUUUUUUAUUUUCAUUUUCCCACUACAAUCUCUUGCAUGUUUUCAAUAUCCUUGAACCGUUGUGUUCUAAAAUUAGUUUGAAUGAAAGUUGUUACUGUUGUUUUUAGUUGAAUU